AUGGCGACUGCCAGCGACGGAGGCAAGGAGUCGGCGGCCGCGGCGUCGCCCCCGCCGCAGCUGGAGUCGUUUCUUUCCAUCGGGCUCGACCAGCGCACGGCGGAGAACGCCCUCGCUAACCGCAAGGUCACCGCCAACCUCACCGCCGUCAUCGCUGAGGCUGGUGUUACUAGGCGCGACAAAUCUGUGGGUAAUCUCCUUUACACCGUUGCGACAAAAUAUCCCACGAAUGCACUUGUCCACCGCCCUGAUCUCAUUAAGUAUAUUCUGUCAGAAAAGAUAAAAAACUCUGUGCAACUGGAUGCUGCUCUGUCGUUUCUUUCUACCUUGGGUCCUGAUUCAUUGGAUUCAGUGAGGUUUGAAGAGGCUUGUGGUGUCGGGGUGGUUGUUUUGUUUGAAGAGAUUCAGUCAACAGUCACGGAUGUUUUAAAUGAAAAUAUGGAAGCCAUAGUAGAGCAGCGAUAUCAUAUAAAUGUUGGCAGCUUAUGUGGACAGGUUAGGAAGAGGCAUCCCUGGGGUGAUGCUAAGUCAAUCAAGGAGGAAAUUGAGAAAAGGCUUGUGGAAAUUUUAGGUCCAAAAACAGAAGCAGAUAAUGCUAAACCAAUGAAAAAGAAGGAGAAGCCUGUUAAAGUUGAGGAAGAAAAGACUGCAGUAGCAGUUGCUACUCCUGAGGAGGAAGUAAAUCCCUACUCCAUAUUUCCUCAGCCAGAGGAAAACUUCAAGGUCCAUACAGAAAUAUUUUUCAGUGAUGGAAAUAUAUGGAGAGCACACAACACAAAGAGCAUUUUAGAGAAACAUCUUAAAGCAACUGGUGGAAAAGUGAUGACACGCUUUCCCCCAGAGCCUAAUGGAUACCUUCAUAUUGGUCAUGCCAAGGCUAUGUUCAUUGAUUUUGGGUUGGCUAAAGAGCGUAAUGGGCACUGUUACCUUAGGUUUGAUGAUACAAACCCUGAGGCCGAGAAGAAAGAAUACAUAGAUCAUAUUCAAGAAAUUGUCACAUGGAUGGGCUGGGAACCUUACAAAGUUACCUAUACGAGUGACUAUUUCCAAGAUUUGUAUGAACUUGCUAUUUGUUUGAUACAGAAGGGACUAGCCUAUGUCAAUCACCAGUUUACACCUCAUCCACAUGCUGGAGACAAGUGGUUCAUUUACCCAAGCUAUGACUAUGCCCAUUGUUUGGUAGAUUCUCUUGAGAACAUUACACACUCGUUAUGCACACUAGAAUUUGAUAUACGUCGUCCGUCAUACUACUGGCUGCUUGUAGCCUUGGGCCAGUAUCAGCCAUAUGUAUGGGAAUAUUCAAGGCUAAACAUAUCAAACAAUGUUAUGUCCAAAAGAAAGGUUGUUAUAACUAAUUUGGAUUAUGGAAUGGUUAUUAACCUUGAUGCCAAAAUGUGGUCUAAUGCGCCUGACAGUGAUGCGUCAGCCACUAUAGAAAAAAAGAAGGUUCCAUUCUCAAGAAUCGUCUACAUUGAGCAAUCUGAUUUCUGUCUGAAGGAUUCGAAAGAUUUCUAUGGGCUUGCUCCUGGUAAAUCAGUAAUGCUGAGACAUGCAUUCCCAAUAAAAUGUACGGAAGUUAUCUAUGGAGACAAUGCAGAUAGUAUUGUUGAAAUCCGAGCCGUGUAUGACGCUUCAAAGGCUACAAAACCAAAGGGUGUCCUGCAUUGGGUUGCUGAGCCUUCUCCUGGGGUUGAACCACUCAAAGUUGAAAUCAGAUUGUUUGAGAAAUUGUUUCUUUCAGAGUCGAAGGAGGUGAUAAAGGGAGCAUAUGCUGUGCCUUUACUUGCAAGUGCCGUGCUGGGGGACAAAUUCCAGUUUGAACGCCUUGGAUACUUUGCUGUGGAUUCAGACUCGACGCCUGAGGAACUGGUGUUCAACAGAACUGUUACCCUUAAGGACUCCUAUGGAAAGGCUGGACCCAAGUGA
Miscanthus lutarioriparius is the source of this 1926-nucleotide messenger RNA. NCBI's taxonomy places the organism in Eukaryota, Viridiplantae, Streptophyta, Magnoliopsida, Poales, Poaceae. The record is from the annotation of a GenBank genome assembly.